Molecule: messenger RNA, 1932 nt
Organism: Pseudozyma hubeiensis SY62
Lineage: Eukaryota; Fungi; Basidiomycota; Ustilaginomycetes; Ustilaginales; Ustilaginaceae
Product: RNA binding protein
Exons: 3
Coding region: 1-1932 (643 amino acids)
Source: RefSeq, a predicted model, not a curated record
AUGUUCGCGGCUCCAUCGAUGACGGCUGAUGACGCGAAUCGAGAUCACACCUCUCUCACCGAGAACUGCGUACUCAAUACACGUGACCGUCAGAUGGAGUGGACUUACGCACAACCCGGUUAUCCUCAGUGGAAUGGCCAAGUCUGGUCCACCACACCUCCAUUCCCUACACCAGCGCUCACCGACAGGUCUCUGUCAUCGUCAUCACUGUACGGAGAGCGAUCGCCCAGCCUCGGCUCAUCGGGGGCGGGGGGCUUUUCCCGCAGGACUUUUGACGUACCGUGCAUGACCAGCAUUUCUUCGCCUGGAAAGAAUCUCGAUGACGCCCGCACAAUGCCGUCCAUCAGCCACGGAGACCGUGCUGACGUAGCACAAUCGCUUCAGAACGCCAUACCCUGUCCGUCCAGCCAGCACGACUGCUCUGUGGCCUCGCUUUCGUCUACCUUCAACGGGCUCUCCAUGUACGAUCAACAAGGAGCAGACUCGGCUCGACCUGCGGACAUUGAGUCGCUUCGCAUGGCGACGUCUUUCAUAGACGCUAGACAGCCAACACCUCUGCUCAUUCCGAUGCAGCCUACCGGGGCAGGAGUUCCGCUCACCUCUGUGGUGGAGACGCUGUCCUCCAAAGGAUCGAAAGCAGCUGCCGAGGACCCGGAGACCGUCGCUGCUGCUUUCAAGCUGAGUCAGUGGGGGAUUGGUAUCGGUCCAGGCAUCAACCCUAAAGUCGCAUCCAGUCGCAAUGGCAGCCACUGCCGGGGCAGGAGCACUGCCAGCGAGCCCCCGAUCGUAAACACGGGCAAUUCCGGUCCCAUGUGUGUCCAGCCGGGUGACUGGAUAUGCACCAGCUGUGGCUUUGUUAACUGGAGGCGACGCGAUGUUUGCAUGCGUUGCUUCCCUUACGCCGAUGGCAAUGAAAUCGGUCGUGGCAUUCAAGGCGGAGAGCUGCUGGCGAAGAGGCUGGCUGCUGGCUUGGACACAGACACCGAAGAGUACAGGAGGUCUGUACAAGCGCUCUGUCCGGACAAAACGAAGCACAGCCUCGAGACAGGCACGCAGCGACCCAUCGUUCACGAGCUGCCUCGAAACCCUCUGCGAGCAUAUGGCAACGAGAACUCUUUCAAUGAAGGUCACACAGUUGUCGCUCCAACCCACGAUCACGACGUGCAGCCUUCCAACAUGCUUGGAAUUCAUCCUGGCCCGAUCCUGCAGCAGCAAUGGCGACAGUCUUCGGAACGUGCCAUGGCUACGCUACCUGACCAGCUUCCAGGAUACGGCGGCUACCAGAAGCCCGAAGUGUACCAACAUCCUAAUCACUAUGGCCCGACAACGUCGCAGGCGCCACAGCAGACGCAAUUCUGUGGCGAUCCCAGUCAGGUCUUGAGCCCUUACAAAGCAUACUCUCCACAGAUGGACUGGCCGCAUCGGCCCUUGCCUUCCGACGGCAGCGGUGUCGCACGUCCUUUUCUGCCGCGUGCUGACGUGUCGAUCGAAGAGAGCUUCUUCCCAUACAUGGCUCAGACGAGCCCACCCGAAGUGUCACAGCAGGAAGAUCUCCGUCAAGACACGACUUUGAAAGGCGUACGCAGCCCUUGCCGCUCUCUUGCGACUGUGUGGUCGCACAUCGACCACACUCCUCAAUCGUCCCUUGAGCUGCCAAGGGACAUCUGGGCCCCGGCGCCUAAACGACCGAUGCAGAUUCGUGUCGAUCCUGAAGACGUCUCACGCGAGAAACGCACAAAGCCACAGCCUAUCGGCACUCGAGCUGCCGGCAGCUGCGUCAGUGGCAAUGGUGCUAGCAACCAGGCUUCUGGCAGCUCUUCAAUGACUGGUGGAAAGACUCAAGAACGUACUUCGGAACCCGCUGAAAGAAAGGAAGAUGACGGCAGCGACAAGAACAACAACAGCAACAACAACAACAUUAACGUCAAGUAA